Messenger RNA from Amborella trichopoda, 1740 nucleotides. Lineage: Eukaryota; Viridiplantae; Streptophyta; Magnoliopsida; Amborellales; Amborellaceae. The record is from RefSeq and is a predicted model, not a curated record.
AAAGAGGCAGAAAUGUAGGGGAGAGAAAGAGGCACCUUUCGUCUCGCUGUCAUGCGGUCUUAUAGGCUGCUAUUAUUAUGUUGGAGGUAGUUGUCCUAGGCCCAAUUGCCCCUUAUUUUACAGGUUCAACAACGCCCACACAUGCAUUAAUGACCCUAAAACUAUGACAAAUAGGCCUGUUGGUGGGACCAUCCUUAAAAAAAACACCCCCUAAAGCGCCUUCCCCAUCAAUAAAAUGAGGGCACCUACCCCCACAAUUCCUUAACUCUUGAUCUCCCUACUCUCUUUCUCUCUCUUACUUGACACUCUCUUACUUGACUCUCUUUCUCUCUCUAACUCUCUCUCUCAUCCUACAACCGCGGCAACAGUAAUGAGCAAAUGCCAGGCCCAUUCCAGUUUCUGAACCUUCUUGGGAUUACACUUGCUUUGUCCUUCUCACCAAUCAUGUGACUCUCCUUCUCUCUCUUCAUCCACCAUGCUGGGUAACUCACUAGGGUUUCAGGCCCUAAGGACCUGGAGCAAGAAGAGUUCACUCUCUUCUAUCCAGGUCUCCUUUCCCUCUUCCUCUUCCUCUUCUGAACCGUGAGUUGCAGAACAGGUGGCUCCUCUCUCUUUUACUGUGCCUCUUUCUACUGAUGGUUUUGAAGUGAUUUCUUUUGUGGGGAAAUUUUUUUUUUUGGGGGUAAAGGGAGAUGUACUCUGCAUUUCAUUCGCUUGAGAAAGGGCUUGGGCGUGAGGAUUUACAGGGAGCUCUUGAAGGUACGAAUCUACCCGGUGAUGCUUGCUUGGUUCUCACUACGGAUCCGAAGCCGAGACUCAGAUGGACUGCCGAGCUUCAUGAGCGAUUUGUUGAUGCAGUUACUCAGCUUGGUGGCCCUGAUAAAGCAACACCAAAGACCAUAAUGAGGACGAUGGGUGUAAAAGGCCUUACUCUUUAUCAUUUGAAGAGUCAUCUUCAGAAAUACAGGCUAGGCAAGCAGUCAUGCAAGGAGUUCACUGACAACUCCAAAGAGGAGAGUCAAGGAACAACUUCUUCCUCAUCUUCGAAAUUGGCGAGCCAAGACAUGAAUGAGGGGUACCAGGUAACCGAGGCACUGCGGGUUCAUAUGGAAGUGCAGAGAAGACUACACGAACAGUUGGAGGUUCAAAAGCAUCUCCAACUUCGAAUCGAAGCCCAAGGCAAGUACCUGCAAUCGAUAUUGGAGAAAGCCUGCAAGGCGUUGGCUGAUCAAACUGUGGCUUCUGCUGGCCUAGAGGCUGCACGCCAAGAGCUCUCGGCACUGGUCAUCAAGGUCUCUAAUGGCUGUCUCAGUGCCCCUUCUGAGUUUUUGAACCUUCCCAUUUUGCCAGAAAUGGCAUCAGUUUGUGUGGAUGAUAAGAAGCUGAACAGGCAGGCCCAAAUGGCUGAUUGCUCAGCUGAUAGUUGUGCAACCUCCAAUGAGAGCUCGGCUGGAGCACCUCUUCAAUCAGGGGGGAAGAAGAGAUUGAGACCCAUGUAUUGUGAAGGUGAUUCACUGGUUUGGGAGGGUGAGGCUCGACAAGAUCCACAAUGGAUGACCCCUCUCUGAGGCCUGACGUUUUGGGCUGAAAGUUGUGUUUCUUGAUGCUAUUGUACCAUGAGAUCUGUAUAUUUUGAUCAACACUUUGUCACUCGUUUGGAUCUUUUACACUACAAUGUAGUGGAUAACACUAGUUUAAGAAGAUGGGUGAAUCGAGCUUGGUGGGAUAGUCUGACCGUAA